This is a messenger RNA of Coniophora puteana RWD-64-598 SS2, 1793 nucleotides long. RefSeq lists its product as uncharacterized. The record is from RefSeq and is a predicted model, not a curated record. NCBI's taxonomy places the organism in Eukaryota, Fungi, Basidiomycota, Agaricomycetes, Boletales, Coniophoraceae. The transcript is spliced from 9 exons. Bases 686 to 1681 code for a protein of 331 amino acids.
CCACUCCCAUACCAGUCCGCCUCUAACACCCACCGACCUAUCCUUUAUGGUCAACACUAGAUUUGCACUAUCUGAUGACCGGCGGACCUUCUCGGCGCAAUCCACAGACUUGCAGCGGCGAGACCAUGAAGCUCCCAGUACCUCAAAAUCUGCUCUCCAGUAGCCCGGCGUGUCCAGGCAGUAUACACUCCAACGCGGCCGUCAUGCCCAUGGACUGACACUAUGUCGACAAAACGUCCGGUGCUGGUGCUGUGGUACGAGCGUCGAAGACAUAUCCUAUGGACACCAAAUACUCGACAACAUACUCCUCUCUCCAUGCCGGGACGAGCAACAUCAUGCCAUCUGCCUCCCACGUUACACUAUCUUCUGCGGACACCACCUGAAGCGCUAUAUCCCCUGAAACAACUGCCAGCGCGGAGUCGAGCAUUGCUAGAAAGGCUGAGGUGCUGGGUACAAAUCCGCGGUCAUUGAUAGCGCAACGAGUAGGCGGGCAUCUGCAUAGAAGAACACUCGAAGUUUGGUCUCCGGCGGGAGGUUGGCAAUGUGGGAUGACAUGGAUGGGGGUUUGUAGUUCUCGACUGUCCAUUCCAUAACCCCUAUUCCCCUAUUCGACACGGAGCAAUACGUCAGCUUACCAUAAUAGCGCACGCAAGUGAGACCUCAUCCUUCUCUUUCGCAUUCCACCAUGUCCCUCCUUACUACUUCGGAUGGCCGUCCUGUACUCGAACAAUGGACCGAUGACAUACUCCCUUUCAUACAACGGCUUCAUCCCGAUGUCGAAGUCUCUGGCGGGUCACAACAAAUAACUGAGACAUUGUCUCGUAGACAUGUGCCCGCUGAUAUCGAGCGCCUCGCAAUGUGGGCAACCGUUCAAGACGACCCAGCGAUUGGGGACAGUCACCGUCGCAAGGUGCUCACUUACGUGUAUACUAUAUCUCAUGAUCUCGGGCCACUCCCUUCUCAUCGUCGUGUUGGGGUGCUGUUACAUGGCUUUGUGAAGUCAGUCAAUGUCACGACAUUCGGCGACUGGAGAGGGUGCGUCAGUCUUUUCCAUUCCUGUGCACUAGUAGCUAACAAAUGCAGGGAGGCAUCUAUGACAAAGAUGGCGGGCCACCAUGUCACUCUCUAUGCUGGUGGUCGGCGCAACAUCUGGGAGAAGACGACGACACCUUUGAAUAACUUUGUUAACUUCAGUAGCCUCGUACUCGGCAUCCCAGUAGAAGGUAUCCGACCCGUCUUUGGCCGAACCGUGUCAUUGCACCACCGUGUGUUUGAAAAGGUCAUUACCUCGGCAGCAGGCGCUGAUGCCGCCUCCGAUCCGUUCGCACUAGAUGAUCCCUACAAUCUCCAUGACCGGAUCCCCACAGGUUGGCGUUUGGCGACACAACCUGCCUUGCUUGCCGCAGGGCCUGUUGGUUCCACAAGCCCUCUACCGCACAUGCUGCUUGCGAAGGGAGAUUUUGUGGAGGUUGCCGCAACCUUUGACCUCGUGGUCGCUUCCAAUCCUUCAAGGCGUCGUACUCUCAAGGUGUUUCUAUCUUUUACGAGGAUCACCCGCAUUGCGAAAGCAUCGGACGUGGAGCGUCCUGUACGUGGUUUCUUCCGUGUCUAUGAUGGCAUGUCUAACACGCAGUUGCUGGAAGCAGACGGUUACAAAACGCAAUAUGUCUUCCAUGUCUGACCCCGCAUCCAAUGACAAUCACAAGCGGCAAACUACUACGUCAGACUGAUACACGAUUACAUGAUGUUCUGUUUCAUACACCGCAUGUAGAUACUUAUGAAAUGAAUCCUCC